Drosophila melanogaster (fruit fly) is the source of this 1297-nucleotide messenger RNA. RefSeq lists its product as uncharacterized. The record is from RefSeq and is marked reviewed. Gene Ontology annotation, molecular function: transmembrane ascorbate ferrireductase activity. Gene Ontology annotation, cellular component: membrane. Gene Ontology annotation, biological process: transmembrane transport. The transcript has 3 exons. Lineage: Eukaryota; Metazoa; Arthropoda; Insecta; Diptera; Drosophilidae. The coding region runs from base 149 to 868 and encodes 239 amino acids.
AAAAGCGUUCUAACAACCGCCACGAGCAGUCGCGAUCUUCGGUUUCGGUUUAUGGUGCCCAAAUACUUGGAUUCGUCUUAUCGGUUCUACGUGCGCAUCUCACGUAGCAGAUAAGUGAUUUUCGCACAGCUAAGACAUCCUCAGCAUAAUGACAACUGCCGAAUUGCAAGGUUCCUAUGGAGGCCUCUACUUUGGCUUCUGCACACUGAUCUCGCAUGUGCUUCUGGCGGGGAUCACCGUAGCCAUUGUUUACAAGUGUCUGGUGCUCAAAUUGGUGCACACCGCCGGACAUGCCUUCUACUGCACAAUCGGCUUUGUGUUUUUCAUGGGCGAAGCAUUGCUGGUCCGGAAUAGCGCAUAUUUGGAGUCCUCGUUGGGUCCAUUGAACCUCAACCGCCUGCACGCCGUCCUGGGGCUGUUGGCAUUCCUGGUCGGAGCCGGCGGAAUCGGAAUCAAGACAUGGCAGAAGCUGGAGCGCAAACGGGAAGACCCCAAUGCCACCGUUCGUCACUUUAAGAGCAACCAUGCUUUUUACGGUAUAAUCGGUUGUGCUCUUCUUCUGGGUAGCGUUCUGAGCGGUCUUCCGCUGUAUUUCAUCAACAGUGGCUUCGCCUUGAAAAUGCUUCAUCGAUUUUUCGGAUUGUCCGGAUUCCUCGUUCUGAUGGUAUCUCAAAUGUUCGGAUAUAACACGGGAUUCGGUCGGCGACAGUGGAAGGCACACCACCAGAAGCUCUUCAAAUUUUUCACAUUUAUUGCCACCAUUACGACUGCAAAUUACGAACUCCGGAGAUUUGUGCGAGAUGUUGCCGGCUUGGCGACAGACUAUUUUAUUGGAUCAGAUGCAGCAGAAGCUAGAGAAGAUCUUUGAGGCUCUUUCGACAAGCGAGUAGUGUUCACACUGGAAUAUCAAUACUACAGGAAACGAAUCGAAUUCCGAAACACAGUAUUGUGGAUUUGUGUAUCACUCAAGAAAUAAUUCGAGUGCUUUGCGGAUUUGAACUCUGAAAAACCAGAAUCGAUUUAUACCAUACGUAUAAACACAUUAUCUAAGUGGAGGAGGCUUUUGUUGUCUGUCAAUCGUACUCUACUAAACAAAACCAUAUCAGGUAUAAAGCAGGCAUUUUAAAUCAUUUUACUUUGUGCCUUUAUUGCAAUUUCACACAUACAUAUAUAUACGAUAACAUUUUGUUGAUUAUUUAAAACAUAACAUAUAUCUAUUUUCACAUUUAUUUUGGCUACGAGAUAAAUCUAGCACCACAGAAAAACUAAGCUACGUAGUAAACUGAUACGAUAAAGU